AUGUCUUCAAUAUCGAAAAAAGUUUUUUUCUUUUGCACGUUCUCUCUUCUCGUUUUAUUUCUCUUACCUUCUCUUUCUCGCCCUCUUCUCCUUUCCUUUUUUUUCUCACGUUUUCUCUUCCCUCUCCUCUUUCUUUUUCUCUUCAUUUUCUCUUUUUCGUUCCUUUUCUCUUUCUUUUCUCUCUUCUCUUUCUUUUCCUUUUUCUCUUUCCUUUUUCUUUCUCUUUUUUCUUUCCUUUCUCUUCUCUUUCUUUCUUUUCCUUUCUCUUCUCUCUUUCUUUCUUUUCCUUUCUCUUCUCUCUUUCUUUCUUUUCCUUUCUCUUCUCUUUCUUUCUUUUCCUUUCUCUUCUCUUUCUUUCUUUCUUUCUUUCUCUUUUUCUUUCCUUUUCUUUUCUUUCUUUCUUUCUUUCUUUUCUUUUUUUCUCUUUCUUUCUUUCUCUUUCUUUUCCUUUCUCUUUCUCUCUUCUCUUUUCUUUCUUUUUUUCCUUUUCUCUCUUUCUUUUUUUCUUUCUUUCUUCCUUUUUUCUUUUCUUUUCUCUCUCUUUCUUUUUUUCUCUUUCUUUUCUUUCUUUCUCUUUCUCUUUUCUUCUCUUUCUUUUCCUUUCUCUUCUCUUUCUUUUCCUUUCUCUUCUCUUUCUUUUCCUUUCUCUUCUCUUUCUUUCUUUCUUUCUUUUCCUUUCUCUUUUCUUCUCUUUCUUUUCCUUUCUCUUCUCUUUCUUUUCUUUUUCUUUCUCUUCCUUUUUUCUUUCUUUCUUUCUUUUCUUUCUCUUUUCUUCUCUUUCUUUCCCUUUCUCUUCUCUUUCCUUUCUCUUCUCUUUCUUUCUUUUUUUCCUUUCUCUUCUCUUUCUUUUUCCUUUCUCUUUCCUUUUCCUUUUCUUCUCUUUUCUUUCUUUCUUUCUUUUCUUUUCUUUUUUCUUUCUCUUUUCUUUUCCUUUCUCUUUUCUUUUCUUCUCUUUUUUUUUCUUUCUUUUCCUUUCUCUUUUCUUCUCUUUCUUUUCUCUUUCUCUUCUCUUUCUCUCCCUUUCUCUCUCUUUUCUUUCUCUCUUUCUUUCUCUUCUUUCCUUUCUCUUUUCUUCUCUUUCUUUUCCUUUUCUCUCUUUCUUUUCUUUUCUCUUUUUUUCUUUCUUUCUUUCUUUCUUUUCCUUUCUCUUUCUUUUUUUUCUCUUUUUCUUUUUCCUUUCUCUUCUCUUUCUUUUCCUUUCUCUUCUCUUUUCUUUUCUCUCUCUCUUUCUUUCUCUUCUUUCUCUUUCUUUCUUUCUCUUUCUUUUCUUUCUCUUUUUUCUUUUUCUUCUCUUUCUUUCUUUUUCUUUCUCUUUCUUUUCCUUUUUCUUUUCUUUCUCUUUCUUUUCUUUUCUCUCUUUCUUUUCUCUUUCUCUUCUCUUUUCUUUUCCUUUCUCUUUUUCUUUUUCUUUCUCUUUCUUUUUUCUUUCUUUCUUUCUUCUCUUUUUUUUUUUUUUCUUUCCUUUCUCUUCUCUUUUUUUUCUUCUCUUCUCUUUCUUUCUUUCUUUCUUUUCCUUUCUCUUUCUUCUCUUUCUUUCUUUUCCUUUCUCUUUUCUUCUCUUUCUUUCUUUUCCUUUCUCUUCUCUUUCUUUUCCUUUCUCUUCUCUUUCUUUCUUUCUUUCUUUCUUUUCCUUUCUCUUUUCUUCUCUUUCUUUUCCUUUCUCUUCUCUUUCUUUUCCUUUCUCUUCUCUUUCUUUUCCUUUCUCUUCUCUUCUCUUACUUUCUUUUUCACUUAUUUUCUUUCUCUUUUUCGUUUCUUUCUCUUCUCUCGCCUCCUCUUCUAUUCUUUCUCUCUCUCUCUCUCUCUCUCUCUCUACCAAAACAAAUUAGGCUGAUAUGCGAUGAGCGACUAUUUUCUUUUUCUUCAUCUGUGGAAGAAUUGAUUCUAUUUUUAUCUUCGUUUAUACGUUAUAAUUCAUCGUUUCUCUUACUUCUUUCUUUCGUGUUUUCUUUUCUUUUUUCUUUCUUUCUUGAUUUCUUUUCUUUCUUUCUUUUGUGUUUUCCUUUCUUUCUUGAUUUCUUGUCUUUCUUUCGCCAUUUCUUUUCUUUCUUUUGCGUUUUUCUUUCUUUCUUUUGCGUUUUUUUUUCUUUCUUCCUUUCUUUUUACAUUCUUUCUUUCACCUCCUUCAUUCUUUCACCUCCUUCAUUCUUUCACCUCCUUCAUUCUUUCACCUCCUUCAUUCUUUCACGUUUUCUUGUCUGUCUUUCUUUCACGUUUUCCUUCCUUUGCGUUGUUCUUUCUUUCUUUCUUUCUUUCUUUCUUUCUUUCUUUCUUUAG
Acanthosepion pharaonis is the source of this 2277-nucleotide messenger RNA. Lineage: Eukaryota; Metazoa; Mollusca; Cephalopoda; Sepiida; Sepiidae. The record is from the annotation of a GenBank genome assembly.